Messenger RNA from Malurus melanocephalus (red-backed fairy wren), 461 nucleotides. It is a transcript of the gene MRPL9, whose product is annotated as mitochondrial ribosomal protein L9. The annotation marks the transcript as partial. The record is from RefSeq and is a predicted model, not a curated record. The transcript has 4 exons. Lineage: Eukaryota; Metazoa; Chordata; Aves; Passeriformes; Maluridae. Gene Ontology annotation, cellular component: mitochondrion; ribosome. Gene Ontology annotation, biological process: translation. Gene Ontology annotation, molecular function: structural constituent of ribosome.
GGCACGGUGAUCGUGGAGCGCUGCUGGCCGGUGCCGCUGGCCCGGGCCGGGGCCUCUCCCCGGCUGCACCCGCGGCGGCACCGCGUGUACCGACUGCUGCAGGACGGCAAACACCGGCCCCGGGAGAGCAUGGAGCUGCUGCUGACCCGGGCUGUGGAGGAUUUGGGGAGCCGUGGGGACGUGGUGAACGUGGACAAACGUCUGGGGAGGAACAAACUCCUUCCCCAGGGCCUGGCCCUGUACCCGACCCCGGAAAAUCUCCGCAUCUUCCAGGAGGAGAAAAAGCUCCAGCAGCAGGGGAAGCUGGAGGAGCGCCAGACCCAGAGCGGGGAGAAGACCCUAAAAUUCCUGCGGGGCUGUCGCCUCGAGGUGGGGAUGAAGAACAACGUCCAGUGGGAGCUCAACCCCGAGAUCGUGGCCCGGCACUUCCUCAAGAACGUGAGCGGGGUUUUGGGGUUUUU